GAUUAUUGAUCUGCUGUCACUUCCGCUUCAUUCCCAAUUGAUUCUCCGAGCUUUUAAUUCCAUUGUCGCUAACCCGCCGGAGAAGCUGCCGGUGAUGGUGGGCUGGUUUUUGAGGGCGGAGCGGACUGUUAAUGAAAUUUUCAUAACUGAGAGAGAGGGGUAAAAUAGACAUAAGCUCCUUAAUUCACUUGGACUUGGACGGAUAAUAGGAAUAGGUUCAUACCGUUUCUCCUUCACACCUACUUCUAGCUCCCAUCAAGACUCAAACCUGCAACUCGACGCAAUUUACAGUCCCUCCAGGAUUGCCUUUGAUUUGGGAGAAGGCUUGUCUAUUGAAUCUCUGGUGAGAGCGUUUUGAAUUUGGGGGAUAAAAUGCCGAUCGUGGAUGAACCCUCAUCAAAUUUAGCCAUGUCGCCCCCCAAUUCUUACAGCGCGGUGGUUCUUGGGGGCACCUUUGAUCGCUUACAUGAUGGUCACCGCCAGUUCCUCAAGGCAGCUGCGGAGUUGGCUAGGAAUCGGAUUGUAAUUGGCAUUUGUGAUGGCCCCAUGUUGACAAAAAAACAAUUUGCUGAAUUGAUACAACCUAUUGAGCUCAGGAAAACAAAUGUUUCGGAAUUCAUCAAGUCCGUUAAACCAGAUUUGGUGGUGCAAGUAGAACCUAUAGUGGAUCCCUAUGGUCCUUCAAUUGUUGAUGAGAAUUUGGAGGCAAUUGUUGUAAGUAAGGAGACAUUGCCAGGUGGAUUAUCUGUUAAUAAGAAGCGUGCUGAGAAAGGCCUUUCAGAACUCAAGAUUGAAGUCGUCGAUUUAGUUUCUGAAGGAUCCUCGGGAGACAAGCUGAGCUCUACGGCGUUGAGAAGGCUUGAAGCGGAAAAGCUUAAGAAAUCUUGAGAUGUCACCUUGGUAGGAAAUACGUACGUGAGGCUCAUGUUCAUCAAGAGCCACCAUUCAAAUUAGUGUGUACUCCUAUUACUUCUCUUUCGUAGUACAAAGAGUGUCUUAUUCAUUCCAGUGCAACAUAUACAUAUUUACAAAGUUGAUUGUAUCAUUGCUUUCUGCAUCUUUUCUGUUGUACUCCCAAUGUGAUAUACAAAGGGGGAAAAAUUACUCUCCCGAUGUGAGGAACACUGGAAUACGAUCAUCCAAACACAGUCUCUUUAUGAAAUUGG
Oldenlandia corymbosa var. corymbosa is the source of this 1166-nucleotide messenger RNA. NCBI's taxonomy places the organism in Eukaryota, Viridiplantae, Streptophyta, Magnoliopsida, Gentianales, Rubiaceae. The record is from the annotation of a GenBank genome assembly.